Trematomus bernacchii (emerald rockcod) is the source of this 1077-nucleotide messenger RNA. RefSeq lists its product as uncharacterized. Gene Ontology annotation, molecular function: protein binding. The transcript has 7 exons. NCBI's taxonomy places the organism in Eukaryota, Metazoa, Chordata, Actinopteri, Perciformes, Nototheniidae. The record is from RefSeq and is a predicted model, not a curated record. Bases 15 to 956 code for a protein of 313 amino acids.
CAUUUCCAAACAAGAUGAAGGCUUCCUUGGUCUUCUUACUGGUAGUCUGCUCUCUUUGCAGGACUGAAGCUGAAGGAGGUGAAAAUGAGCUGGUGCUUCAGACUGACGUCUGGGCUGAGCUGAGGGCUUUGAGAGACAUGGUGGUGGAGCAGAAAGUAGAGCUGAGGCACCUGACGUUCAGAGUAACCGCUGCUGAGAGCCUGGUGGACGCCUUGGAGAAGGAGAAUACAGCCAUGGAGGCCAGGAUGACUGCUGCUGAGAGCUUGGCAGAGGAACUGCAGAUGGAAAAUGACGCUCAAGCUACAGAGCUUGCAGUUGCUCAGCAGGAGCUCAGCAGUCUGCAGAUAAGACUGACCGUCAGUGAGGAACGUGUGGAGGAGCUGGAGAAACAACAGGAAGUUCAAGCUACAGAGCUUGCAGUCGCUCAGCAGGAGCUCAGCACUCUGGAGCUAAGACUGACCGUCAGUGAGGGCCUCAUCAUGGAGCUGGAGCAACAGCGGGAAGGACAAGAGAUGGACAUCCAGGAACUUCUAAAUACUAACAUAGUGAGGAAACUGGCCUUUUCUGCCUCCCUUCUGGCAUCUGGUCAGGGUAACACAGAGAAAGAAGAUGCUCCACUCCUCUACAAAAAUGUAUUUACCAACAUUGGAAACCACUACAACCCAGACACAGGUUACUUCACUGCACCAGCAAGAGGAGUGUAUUACUUCAGAUUUACUGGCCAUCUAGCACACUCUAACAUAUCUAUGAUAAUGAAAAUGUUCAUGAACGAGGAUCUUAUAGUGACAGCAGCUGACCGUAACUAUGGAUCAACAGAUGCUGAGGACAAUGUAUCCAAUGGUGUAGUGUUGCAGUUAGAAGUGGGAGAUGUUGUUUCAGUACAACUUUGGGGAAAUGUUUGGGACGACCAAUACCACAGAACAACCUUCAGUGGCUUUCUGCUCUUUCCUUUGUAAGACACUACCAUUGCCAACAUGAGAGUUAAUGCAGGGCCUAAAUUGUGUUAUUUUACCAAAUAACAAAUGUGUGUCUCAGUAACAAUACAAAGUGCAUAAAAUAAUAAAUAAAUCAAGUUUG